UUUGGGGCCGAUGUCCCGAUGGUGCACCGCCGGCGCAGCAUUGCCGCGGAUGCUUGCUUGACAUGACAGAGCGCGUCCGACGGCAUGGUAGAUACCUCGUCAGGCUGAGAUUGCUGCCAUGUCUCGGGCACGAGGUGUAACCGAAUCCGGUUUCGACAGCGACUCGCCGGCAUGAUCACGCCCAAGUCGCUGGUCGAUGUCGCGAACGACAGUCACAAGAAGGCGUCGGAGACAGCUAGCCAGGACAAAAUCGCCGACGCCAGUACCCACAUAUCGACUCCACAUGCUGUUGGUGGUACGGACAACGUGCCUGUCAACAAGUCGCCGUCGCUCAUGGACGUUGCCAAAGGACACGCCAAGCCAGCUCUGACGUCGUUGGUGCAGGUCGCACAGUCGAAUUCGCCCCCCACCACUGUCACCGCGACCCCGUCGCUCAUGAGCGUUGCUGCCAACAACUCCCCCAAGACCCUCCAGAGCACGGUGGAACCCUCCGCGCCGCGCAAGUCCCUCGCCGCUUCAGUGGCAGCCACCGCAUCUCCGAGCGAUUCCAAUGCGCUCGUGGCAGUGGCGACCAAACUGCGGGAGGACCCGACGUCGACAUUUGGCAAAUCUGUUAAGUUGGCUGACGUCGCUGCAAAGAUGGACAAGGAAAGGGCCGUGGAAAUCUCGCUUGCGCUGCAGGACGCUUCUGUCGCCGUCAAAGCGGAGAGCGACGCCGUUGCUCAACAAGUGCUUCCGCAACUUGUCAAGGAAGUGAAGCAACAAGUGGACACGAUCAAGAUAGACCCAGUGAAGGCAGCGUUGAGCGCCGCAGCGAUGGAAGUCAAGGACGAGGCCAAGGUUCUGGCACACAACCAAACGGCAGCUGUGCUCCAGGCGUGUGCGACCGAAGUGAAACAGAAGGCGGCGGUGCCAAUAGCCCAGCACCUGCCGUCCUCCCCAACCUACAGCCAGGGCGACGACUUCGAAGAUGAAGAGUCGGUCAAAUCCAUGCAUACCAAGAAGGCGGCGGCGGUGAACAAUCAGAGUGAAGAGAUCGCCGAGAUCGAGCGCACGUCGGUGUCCACGGACAAAAGCCAUCGAGAGUUCCUUCUCGCGGUGUUCCGAGGGAAUAUGCAAAAGAUCCGCAGCUUGAUGGACGCGGACGCCGACCUGAUCCAUGCAACGGACCAACAUGGAUGGAAUGCGCUCCACUGGGCCGCGUCGCAAGGCCACGGAGACGUGCUCAAGUACUUGCUGCAGAAAGGUGCGAUCGCACAUGCCGCGGAGCCGGUGAACUUGUGGUCACCCCUUCAUGUUGCUGUGAUUCGAGCCCAUGUCGCGUGUGUGAAGCUACUGAUGGACAACGGCGCCAUGACUUCUGUCAAGCAGAAGGACGUGUACGGCGAUCGACCUGUAGAUUGCGCAGCAAACUUGGCUGGACGUAGACGGAUACAGAUCCUCGCAACGUUGAACGUCGAGGGAAAAGAUACAUAGGGAUUACAUGGAAAGCAAGGAAGGUGUCUAUCUACGAGGUGUGAUCGUCCGCCGACUUGCAGGGUCGCAAGCGACGUACGAGCAGCAACAGGAUCGGCUUACGACGACGCGCCGAACGACCCGACGUUGUCCUUUUUGUCGGAUUUCUCUACCUUGACGCUCUCCCGGUACUUUUGGAGGUACAACUUGAGGGGUUCUACGUACGAAUCGAAGCCCAAGGUGCUCAUCGCCCAGAUGAUGUCGUCACCGUUGAUCGUCUUUCGCUUUUCUUGCUGGCACUUGUCACUUGCUUCAGACGUGAUGAACGAAAUGAACUCGGACACGCACUCCUGUACGGUUUCCUUGCCAUCCUUGGCGAUCUUGGCGGUGUUCGGAAGGGAUACCUUCAUGAUACGGGAGAUAUUGGCCGUGGGGAGGAAGCGAUCUUGCUCGCGGAUCUCGUCGUCGUUCAUGUCGUCCUUGCUGCUCAUCGUACUCGGGUUGGGUGGCGAAGGUGAGAAUGCUGGGACGCCAC
Messenger RNA from Aphanomyces invadans, 1990 nucleotides. RefSeq lists its product as hypothetical. Gene Ontology annotation, molecular function: protein binding. The transcript has 2 exons. The record is from RefSeq and is a predicted model, not a curated record. Bases 172 to 1476 code for a protein of 434 amino acids. NCBI's taxonomy places the organism in Eukaryota, Oomycota, Saprolegniomycetes, Saprolegniales, Verrucalvaceae.